AUGACGGUACCGUUUGUUGAGGUGUCGCACCUGGCAUCAUCCUCGUCUUUCUACUCGGCCACAUUACAAAUACUUGGCCUGCGAUACUUGAACGAAUCUCGCGAUCCAAGUUCAUCCAUCGGAACAGUCACUUACGGACUUACAGCUGGUGUCACCAAGACUGGAGGCAAGCAUCGCCAAGCUUUGACCGACGGGCGAGGAGAGGAAAUAAAAGGACCUCAGCCAGUGCUUCAGAUCCGUGAGGUGUCCCGCCCUUUCGACCCUGUCAGGAUUUCCACGGUUGUCAUUGCGGUACCAGCCCCAGGACAGAUCGUUGACUUUUACGAGGCCGCCCUCACCGCGAAUCCGUGGCUGGCCGUUCAGGCCGAUAGUGACCCAACUUAUUCCGGCAGUCCUCGUCUGGGCAUUGAUGGCGGUGAACCCCCAAGGCGAGCAACAGUACGUGACCUUGACGGCAACACUAUUCAGGUCGUCUACCGCCAGCCUACAUGUCCUCGAGACUAUUAUGGCCGAGUAAUCGAAUGGACCUACGACGGUGCCUCUCAUUCGACUUAUAAAACUACCAUUCACACGACUCGUAAAAUACACACCAGGAACCGCUCCUUGUCACAGCCACAGCUACAGCCUGUCGCUUCCGCUCGUUCGUCCUCCUCUUCUAUUGAUGGGCUUCCACCCUUUCAGCCCCGUCAGUCUUCCGCCAAACACGGUCCUAACACCGUCACAGCUGCCGAGAUGGCCCAACGCGCCGCCGCUCAUCCCGAGAAGGAAGACGAACCAGUAUCCGUUUCGCCUCGACAGAGCUCCAACAAUAACGGCCUCAGUACCACUACGGUCGUGGGCGCCAUUCUAGGAGUCGCCGCUGCUGGUGCAGCUCUUACAUACGGUUUUGCGAGUCACGCGGCUAAGGAACGAGAACGAAAACCAAGACAGGAAUACGAAGGCCAAGCCCCCCAGCUCCCCCGACGUUCGACAUUCCCCGAGAAAGCCCCACCAGUUCAUAAACUGCACCAGGAAGAGCGCCGAACCGUAUACGGCGACUAUCCUCCCAAUGCCUCGCAAUAUCCUCCCAAAGCACUACCCUACCGAGGCCAUGGUGGCUUCCCGACCCCAGACGUAUACCCAGAAGGCUAUCCAUUCCAACAGAACAUGCAGAACGACUACGCACCCCGCAAAAUGUCUCACCACAACUCGUACCCACCAAAGAACCUCGGGUAUACAGAGGAAGAUAGCAGUGAAGACUCUCCGGACGAGCCACCGCCCCGCCAAAUACAGUAUCUUACUCAGGUUCCCUACAACGAAGAGAAUCCAUGGGCCUCUAACACCCGGGCCAGGAGCAGGAGCAGAACACGAAGUGUGGCCAAGAGUACGGCAAGAAGUGUUGCUGCAAAUAGUGCUGCCCCAAGCACAAGGACUGUUACGAAGAGCACUGCAAGGAGUGUCGCUCCUUCUCGAGCUCGGUCGCCAAGCCAGGCGCCUGAUGAAGGGUAUGAGACAACACGAAGUCGGCGCCCGUCAAGACAACCAGAAGACACUUACGAAUUUGACGAAACACGUAGCCGCCAUACUUCGAGAGUCCGUGACGACGGGUUUGAGCCACGCAGCGGCCGCUCAUCAAGGCCCCCACCCAGCGACGUCUAUGACAGGCGCAGCCGCAGAUCAUCACGACCACCACCGGAAGAUGGUUUCGAAAGAAGUCGCCGAUCAUCAAGGCCCCCUGUGACCGAGAAGCCAAGAAGUAUGCGUGCGCGUAGCGAAGUAGGUGCUGGUCGUAGCAAGUCUGUCGUGUUGGCCGACGAUCUUCAGAGCGAAGUGCCGUUUAGCCGCAAAUACGACGACCGCCAAAGCCACGCAGGUUCACGCCCGCCAAAGUCAUCGCGAUCGGUUGUCCGUGGUAAUAGGCCUACAUACGACGAUGAGCGAACGUACGUUUCUACCCGAUCGCGUCCGUCGUCACGAGCUCCUCGUCGUUCCUCGCGUACCGAGGUGGAUGAUGAUAUCAUGGAAGCACCAGAGGUGCCCGAAGUUCCUGAUGCUCCUGAGAUUCCUCUGGAUCCAAACAUCUAUGAGGUCCCUGACGACAUGAUGCCAAGAGGUCAAGGCAGAAGUCGAUAUAAUAUGCCCCGGAUGGCUAGUGGGCCUGAGUACCAGCAUAUGGGCUUCCCAGGCAAGGCCCAGAGCUACGUCUCUGCAAGGGAUGUCUGUUUACCGAUGAGCGGCGUUGGCAGCAGUCACGCUGAGUGGGAUGACGAUAUGGUCAGUGUUGCUCCUAGCGACAGUAUCAGCUGUGUCGGUAUGAAACCAAGCAGACGAAGCCGCAAGAUACGAUAA
Fusarium pseudograminearum CS3096 is the source of this 2328-nucleotide messenger RNA. RefSeq lists its product as uncharacterized. The coding region runs from base 1 to 2328 and encodes 775 amino acids. Lineage: Eukaryota; Fungi; Ascomycota; Sordariomycetes; Hypocreales; Nectriaceae. The transcript has a single exon. The record is from RefSeq and is a predicted model, not a curated record.